CCCCCCCUCCCGCCGCCACGUUGGUUACGUCCGUGUCGCAGUCUGUGCUGCGCAGCGCCAACGUUGUGUUUGUGAUGAGGCGGGAAAUGGCGCCCGAACACUCGGCUCGUCGCCGCUGAGCGACGGACGCAGCUGGCGGCGAAAACCACCACGGCUCGACUUCCCUAUCGGGUGGCCGCCACGGUUCGCGGCCCCCGACGUUGUGUCAGCGCUCCGGCGGAGUUUGACCGAGCUUCCAUUUACCAUCGAUUUUUCUAUGUGACGGCGGAGCAUGAUGAAGCUGAGAGUGCGUAAAGCUCCUCAGCACCCGUCCCCGGCCAAACGGAAACAUUGCGAAGUGGAGCCGUCCCCGGUGAGAGGUCGAGGCAAGAUGCAGAAGAACGAAACGGGCCUGUUCUCCACCAUAAAAAAAUUUAUUCGAGGAAAUGCUGUAAAGGUGGAGCAGGACAUUCCAGCCAAGAGAAGUCGUACUGAGUGUAAUUCUGAGAAUGAUCUUAUCACUUCAACACCGCAGACCAGAGAUCUCGCAAACAAAACUGUCUCCAGAGUUUGCCAGAAAACUCAAAGCAAAGACACGGUGACCUGCAACAAUAAACCCCUGAAGCCCAAUGGUAAACUAGAGGCCGCCGUCGACACUUCGAGCAGCCCUCCUCGUACAACACUACUGGGAACCAUCUUCUCUCCGGUCUUCAACUUCUUCUCACCUGCAACUAAAACUGCCACUCCAGGCUCAGAAUCUCCAGGCCAAGCAGUCGAGGCGGAGGAGAUCAUGAAGCAGCUGGACAUGGAGCCAGCAGAAGAAAUGCCGAGCAUCACCCUGACGUCCAGAGAAGGAAUCAUGCAGUGCCACACUGUCCCCAUGUUACCACAGAGGCUCCAGAUCACCUCUGACACCACCAUAGAAGAAGGAGAGAUCGUCACUGAAACAGACAUACCCCCGUUAACAGCUCCUGGGUGUAUGCCAGACGGCAGCUAUCCACACUCGCUACCCUCAGCACCUGCAGAAACCUCAUACGAGGAGGACUGGGAAGUUUUCGACCCGUACUUCUUCAUCAAGCAUGUGCCUCCGCUGACAGAAGAACAGUUAACACGGAAACCAGCGUUGCCGUUAAAAACGCGCAGCACACCUGAGUUCUCUCUCGUCUUGGAUCUGGACGAAACUCUGGUUCACUGUAGUUUGAACGAAUUAGAAGAUGCAGCGCUGACCUUCCCUGUCCUCUUUCAGGACGUUAUAUACCAGGUUUAUGUUCGAUUGAGGCCCUUUUUUCGAGAGUUUCUGGAGCGCAUGUCUCAGCUAUACGAGAUUAUUCUCUUCACGGCUUCAAAGAAAGUCUACGCUGAUAAGUUGCUCAACAUCCUGGAUCCAAAAAAACAGCUAGUAAGACACAGACUAUUUCGAGAGCACUGCGUUUGUGUUCAAGGAAAUUAUAUUAAAGACCUGAACAUUCUCGGACGAGAUCUGUCAAAAACAGUAAUAAUCGACAACUCACCCCAAGCCUUCGCUUAUCAGCUUUCCAACGGAAUCCCCAUCGAGAGCUGGUUUGUGGACAGAAACGACAACGAGCUCCUGAAGCUCGUUCCUUUCCUGGAGAAACUGGUGGAGCUGAACGAAGACGUCAGGCCGCACAUCCGAGAACAGUUUCGUUUGCACGACCUCCUUCCUCCAGACUGAGGAGCUCGUCUUUUCAUUUCAAGACGUCAACAAUUCAGUUCAUAAGACUCAACAGAAGGAAAUAUUCAGUGGGUUUUCUCUUCGCAUAUGCAGCAUUGCCAUUAUCUAUUUUUUUCUUCUUCUUUUUAAACUUGCUGAAAGCAUCAAAAGCUAUGUUUGAAUCAAGAGUCCUGGAUGUUUUUUUUUUUAACUCAAACCAGACUUGGAACAAAAGAUGGCCUUCUGGAUGGUCUUUAACGGUCUUUAACACCCAGUUCGGGUUGACAAAAGUGAAUGUCGUGAUGUCGGUUCUUACGGACCUUGUUGGUUUCAGCCUGACCUCCAAAGGCCAGUCCAACUUGUAUUUACCUGUAAAUAUGUGUACAUAAUUGUUUGGUUUUUUUUUUCUUCGAGGUUUUUAAGUCGUUUUAAUUUCACUUCAGAUUUUAAAAUGUAAUCUUUAAUCUGUUGCUUUUAUAAACCACACAAACUGUUGUUUUCUUUAAAAUUGUUGAGAAACAGACACUUUUUUCUCUCGGUUUUAUUGUAUGCCUUCAGUAUUCCUGUGAUGCUUUACUUUCAUUACAUGCAGUCGUCUGUAAAAAGGUGCAGUUUUCAAAAUAAGGGUUUGUUUGGGAGAGAAAUGUUUCUGAAAUAUUUUAAACAAAAAAAAAAAACUAUAAGCUAGAAUAAGGUCUCAAAUGAAUACAAAGCCAUAAUGGCCAAACAAUAAUUUUAGAGAUUUGUAUCUGAUUUGUAUCUGAGAGUUCGUUUCUGAUUUCGACACUUUGACGGGGUGGUAGGGGGGAGGGGGGUUCAGGCAUCUUGCACUUUGACAUCCGGCGCUUUGUAAGUUGAUAUAAAGUUGUGUCACUUUUCUAUACGGGUGUGCAGCACCUACAUUUGUUAUUUGGGGAGAAAAAAAGAGGGAAAAAAAGAAGAACAAUGAAAUUGUAGCACCAGCAAAUUUGCCAACAUGUCCGCUUUGAAAUGUUGCUUUUCCAAACCGUCUCGUUCGUUGGAACUUUGAUGUAGGAGUCACACGUUUUGACUUUUUGAAUGAUCACUCCCGGUGUAUUCAGUGUUACUCAGUGGUUUCCUUGAAAUUAAAUUCAUUUUUAUACGA
Austrofundulus limnaeus is the source of this 2777-nucleotide messenger RNA. It is a transcript of the gene ctdspl2a, whose product is annotated as CTD (carboxy-terminal domain, RNA polymerase II, polypeptide A) small phosphatase like 2a. Gene Ontology annotation, molecular function: phosphatase activity. The transcript is spliced from 13 exons. Lineage: Eukaryota; Metazoa; Chordata; Actinopteri; Cyprinodontiformes; Rivulidae. The coding region runs from base 272 to 1672 and encodes 466 amino acids. The record is from RefSeq and is a predicted model, not a curated record.